AGGUGGGCCUAAUGGACUUAGGAACCUUGGACCGAUUUUUUUUUUUUUUUUUCAAAAUUGCCAAAACCAGAAAAGUAAAAGAGAUCACCAGUGGUUUGGCGAAGUUAAAACGCAGCAGGCACUUUUAACCUUUCAGUUGGGGCUGAUCCAAACAGGGCAGAGAAGAGAGGGAAAAUGGGUUUCAUCAUGGAAUUUGCGGAAAACUUGGUAUUGAAGUUGAUGGAAGACCCGAAGGAAAGAGAUCGGAGGUUCAGAGAGCACGUUUAUAGAGUGAAGGACAGAUGCGAGAAGACAAAAGAGAUGUGGAGCUACCCCAUGCGGCCCUAUGGUUUCUGGACAUUCGAACGCCACAAUUCUCAGCUUGCAUGGGAUGCCCAAAUUAGCCAAGUUCCUGGUAGGAGGGACCCUUAUGAUGAUCUCCUCCAACAUUACUCCACCCCACCUAAAUGAGUGUUGCUGACCUUGCCUCUAGCAUUAUUGGUGGAAAAGGAUGAAUUUGUUAUAAUUUCCGCUUUUAACAUACUGGUUUGUGCUUUUUUAUUCCUUUAUUUUGAAUAAAGGUUCCAUGUAACCAUGGUGCUGGCAGGAUUUUUUCCCUGGAGAUUCUUGCAUUAUUUUGCAGUUACUGGCUAUAUUUCUAUUUAAACAAUGUUUCAUCUCUAUUUAAUGGUCUAUUGUGUCGUAAUAGAAUGCAGCUAAAGGUUAGGUUUGUAAUGGGAGUGGAUUGUCUAAUUUUCUGUUGUCAAUGUUACUACUUAGUUUGGAGCGUUUCGUGUAGCGCAUUGAUUUUUGGCAUAAUAUUUUUUAGCCAAAAGGAUAUUUAUUGGGCCUUUAUCUUCUUCAA
Messenger RNA from Vigna radiata var. radiata (mung bean), 844 nucleotides. RefSeq lists its product as uncharacterized. The transcript is spliced from 3 exons. The coding region runs from base 175 to 450 and encodes 91 amino acids. Lineage: Eukaryota; Viridiplantae; Streptophyta; Magnoliopsida; Fabales; Fabaceae. The record is from RefSeq and is a predicted model, not a curated record.